This is a messenger RNA of Pogona vitticeps (central bearded dragon), 3417 nucleotides long. The record is from RefSeq and is a predicted model, not a curated record. NCBI's taxonomy places the organism in Eukaryota, Metazoa, Chordata, Lepidosauria, Squamata, Agamidae.
UGAUUCUAUGUCUAUGGCUGGACCAGCUUCAAUUCCUGAUGAGAGUCCUGUGGACCCCAACUGCCCUACUGCUUUCCCAGAAGCCUUGCAAAUGAUUCACCCUAUGACUGCUGACUCCUGGAAAAACUUCAUUGAGCAAAUAGGUCUCCUGUAUCAAGAAUAUAGAGAUAAAUCUACACGUCAAGAGAUUGAAACUAGAAGGCUGCAAGAUUCACAAACAGAUAUUGAAGAGGGUUCAACUACUGAAGAGACACCAUCAGAAAGUGAAACCGCAGAUGCCACGGAGAGCAAGGCUGUUCCCCAGAUUAAUUUGCUUAGGAAUUCUACUUCCAGGUUCAAUUUAUGGCAAGAUCUUCCAGAAGUCAGAAGCAGUGGUGUUCUGAAUAUUCUCCAGCCAGAUGAGAUCAGACUUCAAGAGGCCAUGUUUGAACUGGUCACUUCAGAAGCUUCAUACUACAAGAGCCUGAAUUUGCUGAUAUAUCAUUUCAUGGAAAAUGAGCGAUUGAAAAAGAUCUUGCAUCCUUCAGAGGCUCACAUCCUCUUCUCCAAUGUUAUGGAUGUAAUGACAGUUAGUGAGCGCUUCCUCUUGGAUCUUGAGAAGCGGGUGGAAGAGAACAUUGUAAUCUCAGAUGUCUGCGACAUUGUCUAUCAACAUACUAUUAAUCAUUUCUCGGUGUAUGUAACUUAUGUCUCCAACCAGACCUACCAGGAAAGAGCUUAUAAGCAACUCCUGCAGGACAAGCCAGCUUUCCGGGAGGUGAUCUCACAGUUGGAACUGGAUCCAAAAUGCAAAGGUCUGCCUUUCUCCUCAUUCCUGAUUUUGCCUUUCCAAAGGAUCACUAGGCUGAAACUACUGGUGCAGAAUAUCCUGAAGAAAGUGGAGGAAAAGUCUGAACGUGAAAUCACUGCACUUGAAGCUCACAAAGAACUGGAAACGGUGGUAAAGGCUUGUAAUGAAGGUGUUAGGAAGAUGAGCCGUACAGAGCAGAUGAUCAGCAUCCAGAAGAAGCUGGAAUUUAAGAUCAAGUCUGUGCCCAUCAUCUCCCACUCCCGUUGGCUGCUGAAACAGGGAGAACUCCAGCAGAUGAAUGGUCCUAAAACAUCACGUACCCUUCGUACAAAGAAACUGUUCAGAGAAGUCUACUUGUUUCUCUUCAAUGAUUUGCUAGUGCUCUGCAGACAAAUCACUGGUGACAAGUACCAGGUGUUUGACUCUGCUCCCCGGGGACUUCUCCGGGUGGAGGAACUGGAGGAUCAAGGACAGAGCUUAGCCAAUGUGUUCAUCCUGAGGCUGCUGGAAAAUGCUGAUGAUCGGGAAGUCAGCUACAUGUUAAAGGCAUUGUCCCAAAGUGAAAUGAAGCGCUGGAUGAUUUUGCUUGCUCCAAAUCGGCGAACCAAGUUUGUUUCCUUUACAUCCAGACUCAUGGAUUGCCCUCAAGUACAAUGUGUCCAUCCAUAUGUGGCUCAACAGCCGGAUGAGCUCUCACUAGAACUGGCUGAUGUACUGAACAUUCUGGAAAAGACAGAUGAUGGAUGGAUCUUUGGGGAGCGUUUGCAUGAUCAAGAAAGAGGCUGGUUCCCCACCUCAAUGGUUGAAGAGAUUAUGAACCCCAAAAUUCGAUCUCAGAACUUAAAGGAGUGUUUCCGGGUACACAAGUCAGAUGACAGCCAGCGACGGAAGAUGGGCAGCAGGAACAGACAAUGAUCAUUGCACACAGUUACUCAUUCUUCAUCAGAAGCAAUUUAUGGCUGGGUCUGAGACAAAGGGAUUCAACACUCAGAUGGUGGCAUGGAAAACAGCUUUUGACAAGCAAGUCUUCUCACCCCUGACCUAGUGGGCUUCACUGGAUACUUGGCACUGUAUGGGUUAUAUCUCUUAAGACAGAGUUAGGAAAAAAAUGGAGAGGUGACUAUGAACCUAAAUAUAUUUCCUAGUGUACUGUAAAUUCCAAAGAGUGUAGUAUCUGUUAAUCCUGCAUGGUGAGGAAAUAGUGAACGUGGAAGAAGUGGGGGGAAAAUCUCUCAAGACCCAGGAAACUAGCAGCUGAAUAUUGUAGCAUUCCAUCUGAUGGUACAAUGAGGUGCAGCAUUUGUUUUGCUAGUGGCAAAAAGGAAAUCUAGGAGCACUGUAUCUUUCAAGCUCUCCACUGUCAGUUGUCUGUCUACUUGCCUCUACACUCAGGAAGCUUUUUUUUUUAAAAAAAGAUCACCUGUACUGACAAGGCCUUUUAUGUUCAGAUAUAGCAGAAGAAUCGGCAAAGAAAUUCCUGUAAAUAAUAAGUGCCAAUAUCUGGUUCAAAAUAGUUCAUAGUAGUCAUUCACCAGUAGUCUUGGCCUAACCAGCAAGAAACGAAUGUGUGAUUGAGAGAAGGUUAUACUGAAGUGUGGUAGAUAUACUUUUUAAAAACAAGAUGGAAUUAAUCACUCUAACGGAAAUGUAGGAUCAGACUACAAUCCCUGUAUUGUGAAAUUUUGCUGUCCUUUGCCUAGCCUAUUUUUUUCAAAGUACUAUCUUCACUGUACUAAUUUAUUGGGCCUGUAUCACAGUCCAGUCCCAGAGCAUCCUGUCCAGCAGGAACAUCCCUCUGUGCUAUAAGCAACCACUCCCUGCAUUUAAGUAUCAAACAAAGUUAUCCUAGACACCUACCAGUGAUUCCCAUCAACCUUGUAAGUAUGGCAGAGUUGAUGGGCACUGCACAGUUGAAAUUUCUUUUGACCUAAAUGAAUGCUGCACUGAAUUGUACAGAAUAAACACAAAUCCCUCACACAGGUUUCACUGGUUGGGUUUUUUUUUGCACUUUUCCCCACAUUGUUCAUCUGUUAUAAAGAAGGGGAAAAACAAAAACAAAGACAAAUGUUGUAGCCAGUAAAGGGCAUUCAUGACAUUCUGUGGAGACGCUGCCUCUGGGGAGCUAGAGAAUUCCGUUGCAGACAGGCCAGCCAAGGCUCUGUGUAAUUUAUUGCUUUUCCUUUAUAUAUAUAUACACGGACUCUGAAAAAAGUAUUUUAAAUAAUAUAUCUGUCAGAUUCAGAGAGUUCUGAAUGUAAGGAUGAUUAUACCAGAUAAUGGUCCAAUGUUCAUGCUAAGUACAAAAAGGAUGACUUUAGAAAAAAGGUGGCACACUUUUAUAUUAAAUGUUGUCUGCAAAAGUUGUACUAUGGUGAACUUGUGGACAGUUUGUGUAUAAUGCUUUCAACCUGAUGUAUAUAGGAAAGCCUCAAAAAGAUAAAAGGACAAAAAAAAGGAGGAAAAUAUCCCCUUUUAAUGCAAAACUUCGAGCCAGCAACAAUAUGCUUUGGGAAGGAAGAAGAUGAACACAGCAUUUGUCUAUGGACUCACAGAAUCAAAUAUGAAACUGAGAUCAACAAAUUAAAAGCUUGUAAAGCACUUUGUAUAUUAAAAUGUUAUAUAAAUAA